AUCAGCUCUUGAGAGGAACAUCUUACUUUCAUCUAGAAGGGAUUUAUUCAGCUUUCUAGAGUGAAAAUGAGUACAUAUAAAGUGACUGUUUUCACUACCAACGGUGUAGCUGCAACCACGUUCAACAAUGUUUUCGUUAAACUGGUGGGGACAGAAGGUGAAAGCGAACGCACGUGGCUCUGGAAUCUUAAAGGGCCGUUAGCUUUCACCCAAGGAGCUGUUUCAUGUUUUAGCGUGUGGUGCAGCACCUCCAUUGGAAAACUGCUGUUGAUAGAAAUAGACAAACAGGCUCUCCUGUUGUUCCCACAAGACUCGUGGUUCCCAGCCAAAGUAGAAGUCGAAUCUCCGGAGGGACACACCUACAAAUUUCCCAUCUACCGCUGGAACACUGACCAUAAAGUGCAUCGCUUCAGAGAAGCAACAGCUCUGAGAGUCUUUGAUGACAACCAUCAUCUUGGUAGGUACACUCGGCAGCAGGAGCUUAGACAGCGAGAGGAAGAUUAUCGUUGGGAUGUAUACAUGGAGGGAAUACCCCACUGCAUCAAGGCAGAUAGUCCCCUUUCACUGCCUUGUGAGGUCCUUUUCUCCUACACCAAGUCCAAAGAGUUUGCCUUCACUGUAGUCUCAGGACUGACAGAGCUGAAGCUGAAGGGACUGUCUGAUUGUAAGAAGAACUGGACCAAUAUUGAUGACAUCAAUCGAGUGUUUUGCUGUAAACGUACCGACAUAUCAGACUAUGUCCAAGAACAUUGGAAGGAGGAUUCCUUCUUUGGCUACCAGUUUCUAAACGGUGUCAACCCCAUGAUGAUCCGACGCAUUUCAUGCCUGCCCUCUAACUUUCCUGUCACUGGUAACAUGGUCUUCCCUCACUGUGGGCCUAACUUGGAUGAGGAAGUGAAGAAAGGCAACAUAUUCCUGUGUGACUACAAAACUAUGGAUGGAGUGCAGACCAGCAUCAUCAACGGGAAGAAGCAGUACUUGAUGGCUCCACUGGUUUUGCUCCACAAAACUGCAGAUGAUAAAUUGAUGCCAAUUGCUAUUCAGUUGAAACAGAAACCAUCAGAGGACAACCCCAUCUUCCUGCCCACGGAUUCUGAGUACGACUGGCUGAUGGCAAAGAUUUUUGUGAGAAGUGCGGAUUUCAACGAGCAUCAGCUCAAUGUUCACCUGCUGCGUACUCACCUGCUGACCGAAGUUUUUGCAGUGUCUCUGCUUCGCAAUGUACCCAUGGUGCAUCCUCUGUACAAGCUUCUCAUACCUCACACUCGCUACACGCUGCAGAUCAACUUCUUAGCACGGAAGACACUAAUAUCUGAGGAUGGUGUUUUCACUCAGUUUGUAUCCUCUGGUGGAGAGGGCAUGAUCACAAUCCUGAAGAGAUCAUUGUCCUCAAUGACAUACACCUCCCUGUGUAUACCUGAUGACAUUGCCGAGCGUGGGCUCCAGGACGUACCAAACUACUACUACAGGGAUGAUGGACUCAGGAUUUGGGAUAUCAUCCACAGGUUCGUGGAGGGAAUCCUCGGGCACUACUACCAGAAUGAUUCUCAUGUUCAGCAAGACUCUGAAGUCCAGAAGUGGAUUUUAGACAUUUUUGAGCAUGGAUUCCUUUCCCAAGCAUCCACAGGAAUUCCUCAGAAAUUUACCACUGUGCCUGAACUGGUCAAGUUUGUUACCAUGGUGAUUUUCACUGGCUCUGCCCAGCACGCUGCUGUUAAUUCUGGACAGUAUGACUACGGUGGCUGGAUGCCAAACAAUCCCAUCUCUCUUCAACUUCCUCCACCAACCAAGAAGGGGACAGCGAGUGAGGCCACGAUGCUGGCGACAUUUCCUGACGUCAACGCAACAGUUCAAGGCAUGGCCACCAUGUGGCUCCUCAGCAAACAGUCCAGCGACUUUAUUCAUCUCGGCCAGUAUAUCGAGGAGCACUUUGGUGAGGAGAUUCCCUGUCAGAUGAUAAAGAACUUCCAAGAAGAGCUGAAAGUGUUAAGCGAAGACAUCCAAGCCAGAAACAAGAAUCUGGAAGUGCCUUACACGUACAUGGAUCCAGCAGAGGUAGAAAAUAGCGUGGCUAUUUGAAUAUCAAAGGGUGUGACAUGCUCACUGAGGGUCUCACAAAAGUUGCUUGUCAUGUGCUGUAAAAAACAUAAAAGUAGAAGCACACGUAGAAUCCAAGAUGCUAUUAUUUUUUCCUAAACCUGCUUUCGUAAAAAAACCUGAGAUAUCACUGUUGUUUUACACCAAUGUACUGUUUUCAUUACCAGUUUUAUUAUUACUCUAAUCAUUUUAAUAAAAUGUUUUUUUAUUUUAUGUGGUAGCAACUUUUAAGGUAUGUGUGUAUUGUAUGUUGGUAGAGUAGAAGUCAUACUAAGCAAAAAGGUGGACAUAUAACCUCUUGCUCUAAAAUCAAGACAACGCAGAAUUCUUCCUUCUAAAAACCAGCAGGUUUAAAAAAUAAAAUAUUAGUUUGAAUCAAGAUUAAAUAAUAUAAAAGGAAAUGUGUGGAACUGAUCUUGCUCGUUGUUUGAUUUAUUGCCGUUGCAUUGUGUGGUAGGUGGCCAUGUUGGUAGCUACAGAAGUGGAUAGUAAACAAUACGUUAAGAGAAGACAGGUCAUAACAUGUCAUGUACUUCUGGCUGAAAUCCGGCCCAAAUAUGAUCGUAUCCUUAUUCUCAGAUUUAUUUUCCCAUAUUGCAAUCUGCUAUUUAGAACAUCUGUUAUGUAAUGCAAUUGCUUUGAAUUCAAAAUAUCAGCAUCAUGUAAUUAAUAUGUCAAUGUGGAAAUCAAUAAAAUCAUUUGUGUGCU
Messenger RNA from Cololabis saira (Pacific saury), 2805 nucleotides. RefSeq names its product hydroperoxide isomerase ALOXE3-like. NCBI's taxonomy places the organism in Eukaryota, Metazoa, Chordata, Actinopteri, Beloniformes, Belonidae. Bases 67 to 2079 code for a protein of 670 amino acids. The record is from RefSeq and is a predicted model, not a curated record. Gene Ontology annotation, biological process: linoleic acid metabolic process; lipid oxidation. Gene Ontology annotation, molecular function: iron ion binding; protein binding; oxidoreductase activity, acting on single donors with incorporation of molecular oxygen, incorporation of two atoms of oxygen. The transcript is spliced from 15 exons.